AUUAUAAUUUAAAUUAUAAUAGUUUAAUUAAAUAAGUUAAAUUUAAAUGUUUUUUGCAUAAAUUUCUACAAACUUAUUUAUGCUACAUAUGUUUUUUUACCAUCAAAUUUUCCUUUUAAUAAGUUGUGAAAAUUGUAUCCGUAUGAUAUUUGGGGUAUAUUAGUACUCUUAUAAAUUAUGUUCUUUGUCUAUAUUUAAUUAUAUGAUCUCUAUAUUAUCUCUGUAUUUAAUUACCAUCUCUAUAUAAUCUAUAUAUACUGAUUAGUACUUUUAAAAUAUCAUCUUCCUUACUCUUAUUAAUUUCAUCAAACAUUAUUUUAAAUUAAUUUUUUGUAAUAACCUUUAUAAUAAUAACACAUAUCAAUAUGUGACUUUUAUCGUCAUUACCUUAUUUCAAAACAAAUAGUGGGAGCAUUCACUUACUUAUCUUGUGUUCGUAUUAUUCAUAGUUUAUUGUUUUGUUCUUAUCCGAUCACAGAACCGAGCGUAUGCGUGUGAUCGUAUAGAAGCUCCGGGGAAAUCACGACGCGGAACUGUUUCAGCGAAAGGAAAUCCAUCUGUAAUGGGACUCCGUAAUAAGGCUUACGUUUCGCCUCGCGCAUUUUGUACUCGCUGUCAAUUAAAAGCAUAUAACGAUUUCAUGGAAGCUUCUCUUAAAAUCCGACUCCGCAUCCGCUAAUGGCUUGCAUAGUUUUCCAUUUCCGCUAGGAAAUAUUGAAUAAAACACGGAAACGGAGAUUGGAACAGUCCAUUUCGCUUGGCGAAGAUACGAUAUGCAAGAGAAAAAGGAAUUAUUCUUUUGCAACAGUGUUUCUAUCAAGUCAAAAUUAUUCUCUGAAAUAAUUAUACAUAUAAUUAUACUACGUAAAUACAACAAUUAUACAAUAAUUAUAUUAUGUAAAUUAAAUACAAAUAAUAUAAGAAGGCUAUACGGAAUUUUGCCAUGAACAUUUUUCGAUUUUAUUUUGAAGUUUGUAUUAUUUAUAUAUAUAGUAUAUAUUACUAUUACGUAUUAUAUGGAGAAUUGUAUCGCAUUUCUAACUGUUGAAACAUCUACUUUGGUUAAUGCUUAAUUGAGCCUGAAGUUAGAAAUUUACGGACGAAACGGUGGAAGAUCACUGGGACUCUAAUUGAAAAAUGGAGAAGAACAUAGGUUUUGGUGCCCAAUCCUCAGCCCCUCUGCCAACGGCUCCGCCGUCUUACGAGGAAGCCAUAGCUAAUACGGGAGGAGCACCUACGCACCCUUCAGUCAUUCCCACACCGUAUCCCCAGGGAAAUGCGCCGAUACAAAUGCCCAUGCCAUACAAUCAGCCGCCAAAUCAAACGACGAUGCCUACACCGUCAGUUUAUCCGAGUUCGAAUCAACCGACAUCGCAACCGCGUUUCAAUGCCGAGUUGAAUUCCGCACCGCAAACGGAAGUGCGGGUCAUUCAACAACAUAUAGUGUACUCCUUAGCGCCGAAUGCAGUGAAAAUGACAUGUCCGACGUGUCGCGCCGAUAUCAAAACUACCACAAUAUCAGAUCAUCAGCCGAGUGCUCACAUUUGUUGCAUCAUACUCUGCUUACUCGGAUGCUGCCUCUGCUCAUGCCUGCCAUACUGUAUGAACGCUUUCAUGAGCGUUCAUCACUUCUGUCCAAACUGCAAAAAUUACAUUGGCACGUGGAAAGGUUGAUUUUAAGAUUACUCGCGCGCACACAUAGGUUCCAGCCUCCCGCGUAUCGAGAUACUCUACAAUUCUACAAGCAGAGCUGCUCGAUACCCUUCGCUUAUCACACAUUAAGGACAGCAGAAAGGAGGGAUUGUUGUUAACGUAAGUUACAUAUUAUGUGCUUGAAUCUUCCGACUCUUGAUGCGUGUUGCGGUAUGCAAAUGAUGAUGAUUCAUCAAAUUCAAGUCCUGAAUCUAACAUGUGUGAACUGUAGAUAUAAGACGAGUAUGUGAAUUCUGAUCGUACGAUGAAUGAAAGUGACAUUGAUAUCACAUACUUUUAUAUAAUAUACUAGAUUGUUAGUGUACGCGAGAUACUUUGUAAUAUGUAAUUGUAAAACAAGAAGUGAUACAAAGUGAUUGUCAGGAAGGAAUUGCAGGUAUAUGUCGCAAAGGCAGAUCAUAUUCUUAUUCAUUAUUGCAUGAAAAAAAAUCGGAUAUUUCUUUUUUACUCUAAAUGUUCUCUGAAUAAAUUUAUAAUAAAAAAAAA
This is a messenger RNA of Wasmannia auropunctata (little fire ant), 2199 nucleotides long. Its product is annotated as lipopolysaccharide-induced tumor necrosis factor-alpha factor homolog. Lineage: Eukaryota; Metazoa; Arthropoda; Insecta; Hymenoptera; Formicidae. The record is from RefSeq and is a predicted model, not a curated record. The transcript has 4 exons. The coding region runs from base 1138 to 1674 and encodes 178 amino acids. Gene Ontology annotation, molecular function: zinc ion binding.